GCUAUCUUGCUGAUACCGUCUCAGCGGGCAUUCGGUAUUAAGAAGAUAUGAAAGUUUACUUAAUUUCAGAUAAGAUAGCAUUCGGAUUUGUUUGAGACAAUUGUGUAACAAAUUAAAAAUUAGUUUUCAGUAAACAAGUGCAGUUCUAGCAAUGGAAAAUCAGGUUGUCGAAAUUGACUGCGAAAAAUGGAUCGAUCUUAGAGCACUUUACUUGCCGGAAUCUACCGAAACUAUUCUUGGUCUAUCGACAUUAAACAACUUUAUUAAAUGGAACGACAAGGAAUCACCAAUUCCAAAUCUGACAAUUUAUUCGUUGAAUGGAGAUUGGUCGGAUGGAACUUUUGUGUUGAUAGACCGAUAUCAUAUCUAUUGUGACACCUUAAAUAAAUCAACUGAAAGGUUGAAAUUGUUGCUCGAUUUGAUGGACUAUUCAAAAGGAAUCAUAGUUAUGCACGUUCGAUCAAAAUGUUAUCCAGCAAUAAGCGACAUUUUCACACAGAGAAAGUUUGAUCUAGAAUUCGAUCAUCCGAAUUGUUUAUAUUAUUUACCAAAAGAAGAAGCUAUAGUUUUGGACGUGCAACUACCUGAAGGUUUCGAUAGCCGACCACUAUCACAAUCAGAUGUUGUUAAGGCAAAUGCAGCUUGGGAGUUCAGACAUCCAGGUUCUUUGUUCUAUCUACAGCGGUUGGCUCGUCUUAACAUAAGCUAUGGCAUUUUUGAUAAGGAAAACAAUGAAAUGAUUUCGUCUGGAUUUCAAACUCAAACAGGACCGCUUGGAACAAUAUAUACAAAUCCGAAAUAUCGCAAUCGAGGUUUCGGAACAUUUGUGGCGAAAAUCAUUUUCAAGAAGAUCGGAGAAUCCGGACAAGGUGUCAUAGCAUGUGUGAAAGAAAUGAAUGUGGCAUCAAGAGCUAUAUUCGAAAAAAUUGGGUGCCAAGUUAUUGAUCGGGUUCAUUGGAUUUCAUUGGCCAAAUGCGACUGGACUGAUGAAACAGAUCUUGAGCUUAAGUGAUCAACUUGA
Molecule: messenger RNA, 1021 nt
Organism: Bradysia coprophila
Lineage: Eukaryota; Metazoa; Arthropoda; Insecta; Diptera; Sciaridae
Molecular function (GO): acyltransferase activity, transferring groups other than amino-acyl groups
Source: RefSeq, a predicted model, not a curated record